This is a messenger RNA of Seminavis robusta, 2499 nucleotides long. Lineage: Eukaryota; Bacillariophyta; Bacillariophyceae; Naviculales; Naviculaceae. The record is from the annotation of a GenBank genome assembly.
AUGGUCGGAGUCAUGAAAACGCUCACAAAGUCUUGUCCGUCGCCGUCAACCUUUGCGUUUUGCCAUUAUCCAUCCCUGCCUGGAGUUGAGAAAGGAGCAGUGACUCUCACAUCAGGCGCGUCCGGCACGUCAGGCACCACAUGUGUCGAGGUUCCCUUUGCCGAUGACUCAAAAGAACAGAUUUGCACUGCUGAUCGACCAUGGGAUGCUGUAACCACAAAACGUUGUGAUGCCGCUCAGCCAGCCUACGGUGACACCAGUCAGUCUGACUCACGCGAGGUUAAUGUUGAUGAGCUCCAGGUGGGUGUCCUGGAGAUUCAAGAACCCCAGGAAGCAACAAACAUAGCAGCUCCUAGUCUUGCAAGAGGAGGGGCCAUUGAAUCUCAACCUGGAGCUUUUACUGCAUGUCCAGGUACCAGAGAGGUUCGUCAGGAUGCCAUUGAGUUUUCUCUCUUGGGUAGAGAUGUUUCUGUAGAUACGACUGCCACCGCUGUCGCUGCAGGCAGUGUGAACCAGGAGCAACCACGCCUUUCAGAAGCUGUUCCAGUGGAUGAUAUUGAGGCAGGCAAUUUACCCGGUGCAAUUCCUGUGGACCAUGCUGCAAUGGAAGCAAAGAAGAGCGAACGAGAUGCACAGCUAAAACGACUUGGCAUGUUUGGACUGUUGGUGAUUCUGCUUGUAGUUAUCUUUACUGCAGUGAUAUCAUCAACUGUGUCUGAAAAGAACGCUUCUGCCAAAAGCCCAAUUCAUGUGAUGGCAACAAAGGUGCCUACUGCACCUCCCAUUGCUGCCUCCUUGUCGCCAACUCCUGCACCAUCCUCUCUUAUCUCUUCUGAUAUGCUGCUCAACACCACCAUUGAUGCCAUCCAACAUCCUCUAUCACCUCAAGACAAGGCUCAUAAGUGGUUGCUGAAGCACCCUCAUGCAGACAACAUGUCAGAGUGGAGAAAGGUCCAGCUGUUUGCAUUGGCAACCUUCUUCUACAGUUUUCAUGGGGAAGACUGGGUGGAUGUUGUGAAGAGUGACUUCCUAGUUCAUAACAAAUCAGAAUGUGAUUGGUACUCUGGUGUGUACGGGAAUUUGUUGUACAAUAUGUGGGAGCAAAAGUUUGUGUUUGUUGAAAAGGAAACAAGUGAAACCACGUGCAACAAUAUGAGCAACUUCACCAAGCUCAGGUUACUUUUCCCUGAAAUUGCAAGCAAAAUGGAAAGUUCAAUGCCUCCUGAGAUUGCGCUUUUGCCAGAAAUGGAAGACAUCUACUUGAGGAUGAUUGGAUUCAAUGCCCCCCUUGAAGCAGCCAUCAUUCCUGAAAUGAAGCAGCUCACAAACCUUCGCAGGAUGAAGCUUAGCAACAACAAAAUUACAGGGACGAUUCCAGAUUCACUUUUUGACAUUUUGCCUUCCAGUACACUGGAGGAGCUUUCUUUGAUUGAGCCAGACCUCUCUGGGACAAUUCCCAGUAGAAUCCAGGAGUUUCCCAACCUUCAAACACUGGAAAUGUCUGGGAAUUUCACAGGUACCAUCCCCUCAGAGAUUGGAUUGCUGUCCUUGCUGACGAGUCUCAGUUUUUCAGGGAAUGAACUACUCCAAGACACUAUUCCAUCAGAAGUUUUCAAUCUCGCCACACUGGAGCGCUUCAGUUUAGUCAACACCAACAUUUCUGGAACUUUAGCUACUUCGGUUGGACAGUGGAAAAGACUGACUGAUUUGCAGAUUGAUGCACAACUAUCCGGAACCAUUCCUUCUUCCAUUUCUGAGCUGGAGAAUUUGCAGAUUUGUUCUUUGAAGGGCAACAACCUUGUUGGCACCCUUCCCCUGAUAAGCCAAAUGGCACCACUUGAGCGAAUGUUUGUGUCAGAAACACAAGUCACUGGUCCCAUACCUGCAUCCUGGUUGCCCCCUUCUUUGAAAUUUCUGGAACUGAAUGAUAAUCAGCUCAGUGGAAUUGUGCCAGAAAGUAUCUGGUCACACACCAAUCUCGAAACCCUCAAGAAUCUAGCCAACAAUGCUGGCCUCUCUGGACAGAUCUUUGUCCAUCCGAAUGCCUCUUUUUCAGAGCUUAGUUUCCUUGCUGUGAGCAACAAUGGCUUCUAUGGAACAAUCCCAUUUGGUCCAAUGAAGAACAGCAGUGGCCGAUUGAGGAGCAUGCUUCUAGAUGGGAACUCCUUCUCUGGAACUCUCUCGAGUGAUAUUGGUUCCUUUACAAGAAUGACAGAUAUGCGACUAUCAAGGAACCUAGAGCUAACAGGGACAAUCCCUACUGAAAUCUCUCUUUGCGCAAGCUUGAAUAGUCUUCAAAUGGACAACACUGGUAUCUCUGGCUCCAUUCCAUCUGAGCUGGGUUUGUUGACUCGGUUGCAGUAUCACUCUCUUCAUGGCACCAACCUGUCUGGCAGUGUGCCAAUGGAUGUCUGCAUGCUCAAGGAGGAGGGCAGGCUAGUUGAGAUUCAUGUCAACUGCACAGCAAUCACAUGCGCCUGCAAUUGUACCUGCUCCUAG